AUGGUUCCCCAACGGCCUUCAAAUCUAUUGCCAAAAGGCUACAUCGGCGUCAUGAAAGCCGGCGAAGGUGGCAACGGGUAUGCACAUUUCUGCCUUCCAACGCAAGCUCUCGAAUCCACCACUGACCAAAGGCCAGAAAUAGAGACCCUGAAACCACAGCUCCGCGUCAUCAAGACGACAAAAAUCAUGUCGCUCUCAGACGCGCCCACCAGCCGCUUCAUCACCCUUGUCAACGAAAGCGGGCUGGAUGAAGCCGCCGGACCCUGGUUGGCCAUCGCUCCUAUCCUUGGGCGGACUUUAGAAAGGUUCGUGAAACCAUACUCCAGCGGUGGAAAGCAUCUUCCGAUGGAGUUUGUGUGGCACGUCUUCCUGCAGGCGUUCGAGGGGAUUGCCUUCCUCCAUAGCCAAGAGAUCAUCCAUGGCGACCUGUUUGAUAGGAAUGUCAUGUUCGAUCCCAGUCAACAAGAUUUCCCUGGGUUCCCGAAUGUGGUGAUAAUAGAUUUCGGGUCUGCCAAGAUUCUGAAAUCGACGAAGUUCCUGGGGCAGCAUAGCCCUGAGGAACAUCUUGCUAACGAUGCGUGGUCAGCCUAUGAUUUGAUCUAUAGGCUCACGUGGGAGGGCGUCGAGAACCGGAGGGUAGCUCCUGACGUAGAAGAUCCGUGGAACAGGUUCACCAAAGAUCUCGAUGAUAUGAGGUUGGCCACCGGCAACGUAUGGCAGGAGACCAAGGGGUGGGAUACUUACCUCUUUCUCAGAAAGUGGGGGAAGGUCGCCGCUGAAGCUCGGGAUAACACGCCCCCUAAAGUGUUCCAGGAGAUCGCGAGCGCGUUGAAUGUUGACAAGCUCCAUAAGAAGAUUGAUGACAGCUUGCAGGCCGUUGUCAAGCGGCAUGCAGGAACUCGUUAG
Mytilinidion resinicola is the source of this 906-nucleotide messenger RNA. RefSeq lists its product as uncharacterized. Gene Ontology annotation, molecular function: ATP binding; protein kinase activity. Lineage: Eukaryota; Fungi; Ascomycota; Dothideomycetes; Mytilinidiales; Mytilinidiaceae. The coding region runs from base 1 to 906 and encodes 301 amino acids. The transcript has 2 exons. Gene Ontology annotation, biological process: protein phosphorylation. The record is from RefSeq and is a predicted model, not a curated record.